AUGGAUACUUCUUCAGUCUUCGAUCCCGACAACUCCUUUGCCAGCGGUAGAAAGCGUUUAAGGGAAGAUGAGCCUUCAAAACCAUCGACUUCAAAGCAACAGAAAUUGUCAUUUGGAUCGUCCAUGAAGGGAAAGGAGAAUGCGCGAACUGCUUAUUCUCUAUGGAUGGAAAGCAAUGAGGAAGCAUUGCAUAGUAUGUUCAGUGGAAAUCCAGAAGAUUUUGUGAAGUUCUGCGCUCAACAAUUCCGAAUGCUUCCAGCGCUCGAGAAGAAGGAAUGGAAGGCUCGAGCUGAGACAUCUCAGCAAUGA
Molecule: messenger RNA, 309 nt
Organism: Cooperia oncophora
Lineage: Eukaryota; Metazoa; Nematoda; Chromadorea; Rhabditida; Trichostrongylidae
Source: the annotation of a GenBank genome assembly